Mugil cephalus (flathead mullet) is the source of this 2124-nucleotide messenger RNA. Its product is annotated as ras-related protein Rab-11B-like. The transcript is spliced from 5 exons. Gene Ontology annotation, cellular component: recycling endosome. Gene Ontology annotation, molecular function: GTP binding; GTPase activity. Gene Ontology annotation, biological process: regulated exocytosis; constitutive secretory pathway. The record is from RefSeq and is a predicted model, not a curated record. NCBI's taxonomy places the organism in Eukaryota, Metazoa, Chordata, Actinopteri, Mugiliformes, Mugilidae. The coding region runs from base 97 to 753 and encodes 218 amino acids.
CUUUUCUCUUCCUUGAAGGUGGUGUCUCCUGGUUAGCUGCCGGUGGAGAGAGGCUUGUUGUUGUUCUUGAAGUACAAAAGAAAAUAUUCGCCUAAAAUGGGAACCAGGGAUGAUGAAUACGACUAUUUGUUCAAAGUCGUGCUAAUCGGAGACUCUGGAGUGGGGAAGAGUAACCUGCUGUCCCGUUUCACGAGAAAUGAAUUCAACCUGGAGAGCAAGAGCACCAUCGGGGUGGAGUUUGCCACCCGCAGCAUCCAGGUGGACGGCAAGACGAUAAAGGCUCAGAUUUGGGACACGGCAGGACAGGAGCGCUACAGAGCCAUCACCUCAGCGUAUUACCGAGGUGCCGUCGGGGCUCUCCUAGUGUACGACAUCGCCAAACACCUGACGUAUGAGAAUGUGGAGCGCUGGCUGAAGGAGCUGAGGGACCACGCUGACAACAACAUAGUCAUCAUGCUGGUCGGAAACAAGAGCGACCUCCGCCACCUCAGGGCCGUGCCCACCGACGAGGCUCGAGCAUUCGCAGAAAAGAACACUCUUUCGUUUAUUGAGACGUCAGCCUUGGAUUCAACUAAUGUAGAAGAAGCUUUCAAGAGCAUUCUCACAGAAAUCUACCGUAUUGUAUCUCAGAAGCAAAUUUCGGACCGAUCUGGACACGAGGACUCUCCCGGCAACAAUGUAGUCGACAUAAGUGUCCCCCCGACCAUGGACGGACAGAGAGGCAACAAGCUCCCUUGCUGCCAAAGCCUGUGACCCUCAGAUUUUCUUUUCCUGUUUGACUCCGUCAGUCUUUCCUCUUUUCACCUCUGCUUUCCUUCAGUGCUGCUGUCAUUACACCCUCAUGGGCUCAGAAGUCUCUGACACCAAGACUCUUGUAUUUGACAUUCCUGUUUGCUGUUGGUUUGUUUUUUCUCCGUUUGUCUUCCUCUGAUUAGAGAAGAACUUAAAAUACGUCACAACCUCAUGGUAGCCAGGGGAUGGAGUGUAGAGCUAUCAGGAGGUCAAUCUCGAAGCUGUAGUAAACUAUAAUUUUUAAACAAUGAUGCAUAGUAAACUAUAAGUAAGUACGUGAUGAUCCUAUUGACCCAUUCCUGAUGUGUGGGGAGUGGUGAGGGAUCAUUGGGGCUGCGUAUCAAUACUCCAAGUUUCUUCCUCUUGCCUCAUUUUCUCAGUCUGCAUGUAGAAUUGAUUUGUCUCGGUGAAAUUCCAGCUUCAUGUCUGGUCGACCUGAUUCAGUGUGCAUUGCAAUAGAGGAGAGGAGACGAGAAGAAGGUAGGUUUGGAGUGCUGAUGUGUAUUCUGUCUGGAGUUUCUGGAUACGUCUUUACUUUUAAUUUUGCUCUGAGCCCUGUGCCCACUCUGGCAUGAAAUUAGCAUGAGCCAGGGAUCAGACUGGCUCUGACUGACUGACUUAAUAUGGGCAAGUGUGAAACAAAUGACUGUUUGUGUGUGAGUUUGUGUGUGUGAGUGUGUGCUGAUCUUAGUGCAUAAAAAAAACCAAAGGAAACAGAUGCAAUCAAAAUCAGUUUUCUCAUUUCAGGCUGUUAAGAUUGCAGGAAAUUGCUGUAUUUGACAAAUUAGUCCAGGCUAUUUUCAAGGAAUGUGUAACGCUCCACAGGAGAAGUAUUGUUUUAAAUUGUGAUGCGUGAUUUAUUAUUUGUGAAAUCAGCCUUCAGCUCCUCCCUUCAGUCAGCUCAGGUCAAACUCAAGCUGUCUCAAAAUGAAAAACAUUUUUGCACUUACGUCCAAUAAUUUCAAUGGAACAAAUCACCCUAUUUUAGCAUCUGUAUCAGGCAACAGUUUCCCCUCCGGUAUCUGUUGCAGGAGAUAAAUGGAAAUAUGUGUGUAAUCUGAGAAAGUUUUAAAUGGAACCCCAAUGAAAAACACUCUUCAUGCAACACUUUCACUCCAGCCACUUUAACAGAGAAAAUGGAACUGAAAAUCAAAAAUGCAAAUUGUUUAUACAGCUGGGUGGAACAGCUGGCAGAAAUGCUUUCAUGUGUGAUUUAUUCGAUUGUUUUCUUGUGACAUUUCUUUUAAAAAAUGUAUGUACAGUGAGCAAACAUGAUUUGCUAAUUUUGCUUUACACAAUGUACUGAAGCAUAAAUAAAACUAAUUCACAAGA